ACCAACCUGCAGCUUCCUCCCUCUUUCUAAUUUGCUGAUCUGAAGCCAUGAAUAAGUUGCGUAAUAAUCCCUUUUUCUCUUCUCUCUUUCUUUGUCUUCUUUACCUUCCUAUCUUGGUCUCUGCAGACUGUACUUGCGAAAAUGAGCUGCCACACAAUAGCAGCAACAAAACCAAGGCUUUGAAAUACAAACUUGUUGCAAUUUCAUCCAUCUUGAUUGCCGGUGCUCUAGGUGUUUCUCUCCCAAUAUUGGGUAAGAAACACCCAACUUUUCGAACCGAAAACAAUAUGUUCUUCCUCAUUAAAGCAUUCGCAGGUGGAGUGAUUCUUGCGACUGGCUUUGUUCACAUACUCCCAGAUGCAUAUGAAUCUUUAUCUAGCCCUUGCCUUAGUGAAAAGCCUUGGGGGGUUUUCCCUUUCACGGGGUUUUUGGCUAUGGUUUCUGCUAUAGUGACAAUGAUGAUCGAUGCAUUUGCGACAAGUUUCUAUAAGAGGUCCCAUUUCAACAAAGCUCUGCCGGUGAAUGGUGAUGAGGAGAUGGGAGGUGAGCAUGAGGGACAUGUUCAUGUUCAUACACAUGCCACUCAUGGACAUGCUCAUGGAUCUGCCUUGGUAUCAGAGGAUUCUAGAUCAUCUCAUCAAUAUCAUGUAAUUAGACAUCGUAUUAUUUCGCAGGUGUUGGAGGUGGGGAUUGUAGUUCAUUCUGUAAUAAUCGGGAUGGCAUUGGGUGCUUCACAAAGUGCAAACACAAUCAAGCCUCUUGUAGCAGCUUUGACUUUCCAUCAAUUCUUUGAAGGCAUGGGUCUUGGUGGCUGCAUCUGUCAGGCAAAAUUCAAGAGCCGGGCCAUUGCAAUCAUGCUACUUUUCUUCUCCCUCACCACCCCAACGGGAAUUGCAUUAGGCAUGGGUAUAUCAAAGAUUUACAAUGAGAAUAGCCCAAAAGCUCUAGUGGUGGAAGGAAUCCUCAACUCCCUUUCGGCAGGAAUUUUAAUUUACAUGUCUCUUGUUGACCUCCUUGCGGCAGAUUUCAUGAACCCUAGAAUGCAAAGCAAUAUAAAAUUGCAGCUUGGCUCUAAUCUUUCACUUCUUCUGGGCGUAGCUUCUAUGUCACUCUUAGCCAAAUGGUCCUGAAUUCGUACUCCUGGUCAAUGUGAUUCAGUAAGGCCUCUAUUACCAGAUGAUGUGACUCUAGUGCUAGUCAGUCAAUGUCGAUUAUAGAUAUUUUGGACAUUUGAGUCUCAAUGGAGGAACAAACGCCAUUGUCAGUGCUAUGCUAAUAGUAAUGCUUUUGACUUGUUCCUCAUAAUUAAAGCUUUUGCACGACUUGGUAUCCGAGGAAUGAAUAAAGGAUUUUAAAAAAAUUCCAUUAUGGCGUCCAAAAAGAAUGGUUCAAAUUAAAUGGCAUUAUUCUCUAUCUUUGUUAUGAUCUGUAACAUCAACAAAUGUAGAACCCUAUAACAAAGGAGAAUGGAGGAAGGUUUGGGUCCAAUUUCAACCUUGUGUUUUUUUAACGCUAAGUGGUUAAGCGGCCGAAGAUAAUCACUAGACAUAUUAUUACUUUA
Molecule: messenger RNA, 1561 nt
Organism: Durio zibethinus
Lineage: Eukaryota; Viridiplantae; Streptophyta; Magnoliopsida; Malvales; Malvaceae
Product: zinc transporter 1-like
Biological process (GO): zinc ion transmembrane transport
Cellular component (GO): plasma membrane
Molecular function (GO): zinc ion transmembrane transporter activity
Source: RefSeq, a predicted model, not a curated record